Molecule: messenger RNA, 2004 nt
Organism: Arthroderma uncinatum
Lineage: Eukaryota; Fungi; Ascomycota; Eurotiomycetes; Onygenales; Arthrodermataceae
Product: acetate--CoA ligase
Exons: 6
Coding region: 1-2004 (667 amino acids)
Cellular component (GO): cytosol
Molecular function (GO): AMP binding; acetyl-CoA synthetase activity
Source: RefSeq, a predicted model, not a curated record
AUGGCGGAGGCUGAAACUGCUAAAGUUCCGGUGGUCGUGGAGGCUCAUCAGGUCGAUACCUUCCAUGUCCCCGAGGCAUACCACACGCACUCGACCAGACCGCAUCUCAAGGACUUUGACGAGUACAAGACGCUCUAUGCAGAGUCUAUCUCUAACCCGGAUGUCUUCUGGGCACGGUUGGCGCGCGAGCUUUUGACGUUCGACAAGGACUUCAACACAACGCAUAUCGGCUCGUUCAAGGGUGGUGACAACGCCUGGUUUGUGGGUGGAAGGCUGAACGCCUCUUACAACUGCGUCGACCGACAUGCGAUCAAGAACCCGGACAAGGUUGCUAUCAUUUACGAGGCUGACGAACCCGGCGAGGGGCGCAGUAUCACCUAUGGCGAGCUGUUGAGACAGGUCUCGAGCUUUGCAUGGACGUUGAGGCAGCAAGGCGUCAAGAAGGGUGAUACAGUAGCUAUCUAUCUUCCCAUGAUUCCAGAGGCAGUGGUUGCAUUCCUCGCUUGUUCUCGUAUCGGUGCCGUCCACUCAGUUGUAUUUGCUGGCUUUUCAUCCGACUCGUUGCGCGAUCGUAUUAACGAUGCCAACUCCAAGGUCGUCAUUACCACCGAUGAAGGCAAGCGUGGUGGAAAGGUCAUUGGAACCAAGAAGAUUGUCGACGAGGCUCUGAAGCAGUGCCCUGGAGUUACUAACUGCAUCGUGUUCAAGAGGACAGGAGCAGAGGUCCCAUGGACGCAAGGAAGGGAUCUCUGGUGGCACGAGGAGGUUGAGAAGUACCCCAGCUACAUUGCACCCGAGUCCAUGGAUUCUGAAGAUCCUCUUUUCUUGUUGUACACUUCUGGUUCGACUGGAAAGCCAAAGGGUUUGAUGCACACAACUGCCGGUUACCUGGUUGGUGCUGCUGCAACUGGUAAGUAUGUGUUCGACAUCCAUGACGAUGACCGCUUCUUCUGUGGUGGUGAUGUCGGCUGGAUUACGGGACAUACUUAUGUCGUCUAUGCUCCGCUACUGCUGGGAGCUACAACCGUCGUUUUCGAGAGCACACCCGCAUACCCUAACUUUUCAAGAUACUGGGACGUCAUUGAACAAAACAAAGUAACGCAAUUCUAUGUUGCUCCAACUGCCUUGCGACUGCUGAAGCGCGCUGGUGACGAGCAUAUACAUCAUGAUAUGAAGGAUCUCCGAGUGCUGGGAAGUGUGGGAGAGCCAAUUGCCGCUGAGAUUUGGAAGUGGUAUUUCGAAUCUGUUGGCAAGGAGAAGGCCCAAGUUGUUGAUACAUACUGGCAAACCGAAACCGGUUCCCAUGUCAUCACUCCACUAGCGGGAAUUACCCCAACCAAGCCAGGAAGUGCCUCCUUGCCAUUCUUCGGCAUUGAACCUGCUAUUGUCGACCCGGUCUCAGGGGUGGAAUUGAAAGGUAACGACGUCGAAGGUGUUCUCGCCUUCAAGCAGCCAUGGCCAAGCAUGGCAAGAACGGUAUGGGGUGCUCACAAGAGAUAUAUGGAUACCUACUUGAACGUUUAUCCAGGGUUCUAUUUCAGCGGAGACGGUGCUGGCCGCGACCAUGAUGGGUACUACUGGAUCAGAGGCAGAGUUGAUGACGUCGUAAACGUCUCUGGCCAUCGUCUUUCGACUGCUGAAAUAGAGGCAGCCCUCAUUGAACACCACUCCGUUGCUGAAGCUGCCGUUGUUGGAGUGACCGAUGAACUAACUGGACAGGCAGUCAAUGCUUUCGUUUCCCUGAAAAAUGGAAACGAAACUGGCGAAGAAAUCCGCAAGGAGCUAAUAAUGCAAGUGCGAAAGUCGAUCGGCCCAUUCGCAGCCCCCAAGGCCGUGUAUAUCGUUGAGGACCUGCCAAAGACUCGCAGUGGGAAGAUUAUGCGCCGUAUUCUCAGGAAGAUCGUAAGCGGCGAGUCUGACAGCUUGGGCGAUAUUUCGACGCUCUCGGAUCCCUCUGUGGUCGCUAAGAUAAUUGAGUCAUAUGAGGCUUCAAAAAAGAAAUGA